Messenger RNA from Malania oleifera, 1126 nucleotides. RefSeq names its product putative phytosulfokines 6. The transcript is spliced from 3 exons. Gene Ontology annotation, biological process: cell population proliferation. NCBI's taxonomy places the organism in Eukaryota, Viridiplantae, Streptophyta, Magnoliopsida, Santalales, Ximeniaceae. Gene Ontology annotation, cellular component: extracellular region. Gene Ontology annotation, molecular function: growth factor activity. The coding region runs from base 297 to 599 and encodes 100 amino acids. The record is from RefSeq and is a predicted model, not a curated record.
AGAUAACCUAAAUGCUAAGUGAGCAACCACGCCAUAAAAGACAUAAAAGUAUAACUAUAAUUUAUAUAAAGGGAUAAUAGGUUAGGCCGAUCCAGCCGAGUAUUGUAAUAGCUCUUAGGGCAUUCAUGAGACCUAGCUUGACGCUUUCCAUGCAUGUAUUUAUAUCCCGGUAUCAGGCCCCCUCCACCACCCCAUCUCCCAACUCACUAAGCCCUUCCCCAGCCCCAUCACAUUCCUGCUCUCUCUCUCUCUCUCUCUAAAAAAAAAAAAGAAGAAAGGUUCAGGAAGCUGAAACCAUGAAGCAAUAUAAGUUUCACGCUCUUUUUCUCCUUCUCUGCCUCAUUUUCACCGCCAGAACAUCAAGCCGCUCCUUAACAACCGAACAAGGACCAAAGGAAAUAGAACUCAAUGAAAUAACUAGUGGGAAUUCCCUUGAAGGGGCGGAAGACACCGAUAUGUCCAAGUUCCAGCGGCUGAUGGGACAGGAAGAUUGUGAAAAUAGGGAUGAAGAAUGCUUAAGGAGGAGGAUCGUUUUAGAGGCUCACUUGGACUACAUCUACACCCAGGGACACAAUAAGUCUUCUCAGACUCGCCCUUAAAAGUACCGGGGAGAUGUCCUAUGCCGCUUCUUGAUCUCAGCCUAUUCCCUCCCUCACCUUCUACGGACAGGUGUUCAACCAUCUAAUAAAGCUUUGGGCUCGUCUUUUAUAAAUAUAUGUGUCUACCAUAUAGUGCAAGAGUCUGGAACUGUCCACAGAGCUUGGCUCCUUCUGUCAAUAAAUCCCUUUGUGAGGAUCAUGGCGUAGUCUACAACAAUGGUUUCUUCUAUCAAUAACUCCCUUUCUGAGGAUCAUGAAAUAGUUUACAAAGAUGGUUUCUUGAAAUAAUUUUGAAGUCUAGGUUGAACUGUGUGCGCACAUGGAGAGAGAGAGAGAGAGUAGAGCAUUUUAUUAAACAGUUGGGAAGCUAUGAGGAUUAGGUGACAGGUUUCCACAGCAUUUAUAUUUGCCAAGUUUCAACUCUUUGUACGAGGCUAUGAGCUUCCACUCUAAAGCAAGCACACGCAUUUGACGAAGUCAUCAUACACUUUCACCAUUCAAUGACAUGCUAAAUGCGUAUUCUUAUA